ACUGAAAUGUGGCUCUUUGCAGCAGUAUUAUGUUUUGCCUAUGGAAGUCUAAAUGCCCAAGAAUUACUUCACUCAGAACAUCCUGUGGAUCCUGAAGUGUGGAUGAAUGUUAGUGAGAUCAUCACCUACUGUGGUUACCCCAGUGAGGAAUAUGAUGUGGUAACUGAAGAUGGCUACAUACUUAAUGUCAAUCGAAUUCCCCAUGGUCAAAGGCCUCCUGAGAGAAAAGGUCCAAGGCCAGUGGUAUAUUUGCAGCAUGCCAUGUUUACAGACAAUGCUUCCUGGCUCCUGAACCAGCCCAACAAGAGUUUGGGUUUUCUCCUAGCAGAUGCUGGGUAUGAUGUGUGGAUGGGCAACAGUCGGGGCAACACUUGGUCAAGAAGACAUAAGACCCUUUCAGUAGAGCAAGAGGAAUACUGGGCCUUCAGUUUUGAUGAAAUGGGCAGGUAUGACCUACCAAGUGUGAUCAACUUCAUCGUAAAAAAGACUGGGCAGGAGAAGCUGUAUUUUAUUGGCCAUUCCCAAGGCACAACCAUAGGGUUUGUUGCUUUCUCCACUCUCCCAGAAGUGGCCCAAAGAAUCAAAAUGAACUUUUUUCUGGGGCCAGUGGCUUCAUUUAAAUACCCCAAGAGCAUUUUUUCCAGUUUUUUUCUCCUUCCACAGUCAGUCAUCAAGGCUCUGCUGGGGAAAAAAGGCUUCCUUUUAGAAGAUAUUAAAAGGAAAACGACUGCUCUUAAAUUGUGCAAUGGCAAAAUCUCCUCCUGGAUAUGUACUGACUUUCUCUCCUUGUGGGCUGGACGGGACAACAAAAAUCUGAAUGUGAGUCGAACUCCCAUCUACCUGUCACGUUCUCCCACUGGGACAUCCAUACAGAACAUGCUCCAUUUCAAACAACUUUUCAGAUCAGAUGAGUUCCGAGCUUACGACUGGGGUAACGAGGCGGAAAACGUUCGGCACUACAACCAGAGCAUCCCCCCACUCUAUGACUUGACUACCAUGAAGAUGCCCACAGCCAUCUGGGCUGGAGGACAGGAUCUGCUUGCUGACCCUCUCGAUGUGGCCAUGCUGCUCCCCAAAAUCAAGAAUCUCCGUUUCUUUGAGUUGCUGCCAGACUGGAACCAUGUAGACUUCAUCUGGGCCAUUGAUGCACCCCAACGAGUAUACAGUAAAAUCCUCUCUCUGAUGGAGCAGAAUCCAUGAAAAAGGUCAACCAUCCUGGAGGUCAAGACCUGAGGAAUCUAUUGGGAGAAGAAUCCAUAAGCAGAGAGACAGACUUUCCUUUUGGCCCCCUCAUUCUUGUUCAGUACCCACCAUGGAUAGCCUAAUGUUACUCAAGCCUCCUUGGUGCCCUAUGGUCUCCUUCCCCUUCUCUGAACUUUUGAAUCUCAUGUAUUCCUCUGUGGGAUAGAGGGAAGUUCAUUCCUGGUGGUCAGGGAAAAGACCUUUAGAUUCAUCAGAAAAGGAGGGAAGGAGGAAGGAAACAGACCCUUAUAAAGCACCUGUGGGGCAUGGCUGAUCCGAGACUCAGGAAUGCCUGGCUUUGAUCCUCUCCUCUGGCAUAUACUGGCUGUAUGGUCUUUGGCAAGUGACAACCUGUCUGGAGACCAAUCUUCUCUAAGACUGAAAAAGAGAAGCAGGAUAUGCAUGGAUAAAAUGAGAGAGACAGAGACAGAAAGACAGACAGACAGACAGACAGAGACAGACAGACAGAGAGAGAUAGACAUAGACAGAGACAGAGAAACAGAGACCGAAAGAAUGAGAAUACCUGGAGUUCAUAACUUUCAGAAUGGUGUAGAGUGUUUUGCAAAGCUUGAAGUGUUGGGUAAAGUGCCCGUUAUUAUUAAGGGGAGAAGGGAAGAUUUUUUUAAAAGAGCACCUAUAUAUAUGUAUACAUAGAUACAUAGAUAGAUAGAUAGAUAGAUAGAUAGAUAGAUAGAUAGAUAGAUAGAUAGAUAGAUAGAUAGAUAGAUGGAUAGAUAGAUAGAUAGAUAGAUAGAUAGAUAGAUAGAUAGAUAGAUAGAUAGAUAGAUGGAUAGAUGGAUAGAUAGAUGGAUGGAUGGAUAGAUAGAUAGAUAGAUAGAUAGAUAGAUAGAUAGAUAGAUAGAUAGAUAGAUGGAUAGAUGGAUAGAUAGAUAGAUAGAUAGAUAGAUAGAUAGAUAGAUAGAUAGAUAGAUAGAUAGAUAGAUAGAUAGAUGGAUAGAUAGAUGGAUGGAUGGAUAGAUAGAUAGAUAGAUAGAUAGAUAGAUAGAUAGAUAGAUAGAUAGAUGGAUAGAUGGAUAGAUAGAUAGUGAAGAUCAAGUGAGAUAAUAUAUAGCAUCUACUAUGUCCUGGGCACUAUGUAAAAAGCUUUACAUCUUAUCUCACUUGAUCUUCACAACAACCCUGAAAGACAGAUGCUCUUAUUAUGCUCAUUUUAAAGCUGAGAAAACGGAAGCAAAAAGAGGUCACACAGAUAAUAAAUGUCUGAUACUGAAUUUGAACUCGUCUUCCACUGAGUCACCAGUUGCCUCUUUAAUAAUAAUAACUAUUACUGUUGUUAUCAUUCCACCGAAGUCAAACUCUCUUCUCUUUCCCCAGAGUUAAUUAGCUAACCUGAUAACUUUGUCCUAAAUUUCCUGAGAGAGGAAAUGUCUCCCUUCUCUAUUCCUUUCAUAGUGACCUAGAAACAAACCCCCAAUCUCUGUUGUCUGAAUCAAAAAGAUGACUCUAAAGGGAACCACUUCAAGCCCCAUAAGAGGAGACAUUGAAGACCAUAUCCCAGGCACUGGAGCCCAUUGGGUACUGGAAACAACCAGGUCUGGAGUUAGAUUUCUGCCUUGAUUGUUCAUUAUCUGUGUCAAUGGGGAUAAGUUAGUUCCCUUAUUUGGCCCUCAUUUUCCUUACCUGUAAAACAAAUCUUAGUUGAUAG
This is a messenger RNA of Monodelphis domestica (gray short-tailed opossum), 2908 nucleotides long. Its product is annotated as lipase member N. Lineage: Eukaryota; Metazoa; Chordata; Mammalia; Didelphimorphia; Didelphidae. Gene Ontology annotation, molecular function: hydrolase activity, acting on ester bonds. The record is from RefSeq and is a predicted model, not a curated record.